AUGGCUGCUGUAUCUCCAGAAUAUGCCCACCAGACUAAGGGCCCACGAAUAUUGGCUGUCUUUUGGGCCAUGACCAGUCUUGCAAUUCUAGCUGUGGCAGCCAGGCUCUUCAUCCGCAUUAAAGUCUUGCGCAACCCAGGUGCAGAUGACUGGCUGAUCGCAGCGUCAAUGGUUUUCAGCAUAUCAUAUUCUGUAGUAACAACGGUCGACGUCGCUCUAGGUUACGGAAAACAUGCAAUCGUCAUAGCAGAUAGACUAGAACUCGUUUUGCUAGUCAACUAUAUCAACUUCGCCUUGGGUAUAAUAUCCUUCGCCUUACCCAAAUUAGCCGUGGCAGCCCUGCUAAGCCGUUUCCUGAACCCGACAACUAUACAACGUGCGAUCUUGUGGGGACUGACGGGGUUCGUGGCACUGGUGUCGUGCAUCUGCAUCUUGGUGCUAUUUACCAUGUGCGAUCCAGCGAGAGCUCUUUGGGACACGUCCCUUCUGUCGAAGGGCGCACAUUGCCGGAGCUCGUGGAUCCUUGUGGACUAUGCCAUCUUCACUGGAGCCGUAUCUGCUUUUACGGAUCUCUAUUUGGCAAUUUAUCCGACAAUCAUUUUGCUGAAACUCAAUAUGUCGCUGCGAAAACGAUUGGCAUUGUGUACAGCGUUGGGCCUGAGUGCGGUCGCUUGUGCAAUGGCAAUCAUUAAGUGCAUGCAGCUGCCGGGCCUUGCUGAUCUCAGCGAUACGACAUAUGCCACAGCAGAUCUUGUGAUCUGGACAAGUAUCGAAUCGAACGUCGUGAUCCUAGCCUCAUGUAUCCCCACGUUACAACCGCUUCUCGAAAUAAUUCUCGGAAAGCGCAGUCUGAGAAGUACCAGCAGAUAUCAGUACAAAGAGAGCAGUGCACAACUGCCCGAGUCCAACAAAUGGAGCAGCAAGCGGUCUGCACACCGGAAAAGCAAAGGCAAUAUGAUGGUCGCAGAUGUUGGCAGCCAGGACAGCAUUUUGCAGACAGUUAACGAUCACGGGGACGAGAGCCAUUAUAUGGGGCACAUCCGUCGUACAGAUAACAUCACCAUUGUGUACGAAAGCGUGACGCCACACUCGGGUGGUGCUGAUAAUACAAAUUACCAUGUAAAAUAG
Molecule: messenger RNA, 1128 nt
Organism: Aspergillus tubingensis
Lineage: Eukaryota; Fungi; Ascomycota; Eurotiomycetes; Eurotiales; Aspergillaceae
Product: PAXNEB family protein
Exons: 6
Coding region: 1-1128 (375 amino acids)
Source: RefSeq, a predicted model, not a curated record